GCCGAGAGUAGGCGUGUCGAGGAGCAACCAGGAGUCAGAACAUCUGUCGAUCCAUUCUUCGCUCUUUCCUCCUCCUCUCCAUCCUCCUGCUGCUCAGUCGCUGUCAUGUGCGGCAUCUUGGCCCUCCUGUUGUCAUCUCAGUUGGCUGCGGCUGCGCCUGAGAUCAACGAGGCUCUUUCCCUCCUCCAACACCGCGGCCAAGAUGCAGCGGGCAUCGUGACCUGUGGACCUGGUGGGCGAUUCUACCAAUGCAAGGCAAAUGGAAUGGUCCGAGAUGUCUUCGAUGCCAACAGUCUCGCCCGCCUGCGCGGCUCAAUGGGCGUGGGUCACGUCCGCUACCCUACCGCUGGCUCGUCCAACCACGCAGAGGCUCAGCCCUUCUACGUCAACUCGCCCUAUGGUAUCGUCUUCGCCCACAAUGGCAAUCUCAUCAACACAACGGAGCUGCGAGCCUUCCUCGACGCAGAAGCUCACCGUCACAUCAACACUGAUUCGGACUCGGAGCUCCUCCUCAACAUCUUUGCCAACAAUCUGCAGGCGACCGGCAAAUUCCGUAUCAACGAAGAGGACAUCUUCACGGCCAUCCAAGGCCUCAUGAAGCAGGCAAAGGGCGGCUACACCUGCGUGGCCAUGCUCGCCGGCUUUGGCAUCAUUGCCUUCCGUGAUCCCAAUGGCAUUCGUCCCCUCGGCUUGUGCUCGCGCAACUCGCCAGACGCAGGAUCAGCCACUGCUAGCUCGUCGGGCACCUCAAGCCCUGCCGUCGGACACGGCAAGGACUACUGCUUCACCUCCGAAUCCGUCGUUGGUGAUGCGCUGGGCUUCGACGAAUUCGAAGACGUCAAGCCUGGCGAGGCCAUCAUCAUCACUCGUCACCAGGUCUCUCGCCGCGUGCUGGUAGACCAAUCCGCCUACGAGUUCGCGCCAGACAUCUUCGAGUACGUCUACUUCGCUCGCCCAGACUCUGUCAUGGACGGUAUUUCUGUCUACCGCAGCCGCAUUGCCAUGGGCGACCGCCUCGCCGUGACGGUUCGUAAGACGCUGCGCGCCCGCAUGGAGACGAUCGAUGUCGUCAUCCCCGUACCGGACACCUCGCGCGUUGCUGCGCUCCAAGUAGCCCAGUCACUCGGCGUACCAUAUCGCGAAGGCUUUGUCAAGAACCGCUACGUAGGCCGUACAUUCAUCAUGCCCGGUCAGUCCGUACGAAGGAAGAACGUCCGUCGCAAGCUUAACGCUAUGGCUAUGGAGUUCAAAGGGCGCAACGUCCUCCUCGUUGACGACUCGAUCGUUCGCGGUACCACUUCGCGAGAGAUCAUCCAGAUGGCGCGCGAAGCUGGAGCAAAGAAGGUCGUUAUGGCCUCGUGUGCGCCGGCCAUUCGCUACUCCAACGUCUACGGAAUUGACAUGCCCUCCCGACACGAGCUGGUAGCGCAUGGCCGCACCGAAGAGGAGGUGGCUUCGCACAUUCACGCCGACUUAGUCAUUUACCAGACUCUCCCUGACUUGGUGGAGAGUGUGCAGGAGUGCAUGACUACGGUGCAGAUCAAGCGAUUCGACACGGCAGUCUUCGAUGGGGACUACGUGACCGGUGGAGUGGAUGAGGCCUACCUCUCCAGCUUGGAGUCGCUGCGAAGCGACAAUGCCAAGCUGAAGACGGCCGCUUCUAGGAUCUCACAACCCGCGGGAGCUGCUCCUACAAGUGGGUCGGGCGGCACAGCGCUCGUUGUGGGGCCGCCAGGGGAGGGGGCGGGAGAUGGGAAGAUGGCUGCACCUCCCGCGAUGCAGGCUAGCUAUGUUGCCACGUCAGGGAGGGAGAAUACCAAUGGCAAUGGGCUUAUUUUGCCUGGUGGAGGUGAGAGGGGAGGCAAAGAUGACGAGGAGGACGACGGAGCGCCUACUACAUGCCAAGGGCCGAUGAAUGGCGCUGACGACUUGGCCCUUCACAAUGGGUGGAGUCGAUGAGAGCGGGCGUCGGAGAGCACAGAAGAAAUUUCGUCGUAUCGCGUCCGUAGAUUCCUUGUUCUGGUCAUUGGCAAUAUGAGCAACAUCACGAUGUCUGGCUAUUGCGAUGACCUCGCGAGUACGCCUCACGAUGGCCACGGCCUUUGGUCGUCUUGGGCUCUCGAAGACCUGCCGGCGGCUGGGCUGCAACUUUUUUUGACGUCGAUUGGACGGACGGAGAAAGACGAG
This is a messenger RNA of Jaminaea rosea, 2187 nucleotides long. Its product is annotated as putative ADE4-amidophosphoribosyltransferase. Gene Ontology annotation, biological process: purine nucleotide biosynthetic process; purine nucleobase biosynthetic process. Gene Ontology annotation, cellular component: cytoplasm. NCBI's taxonomy places the organism in Eukaryota, Fungi, Basidiomycota, Exobasidiomycetes, Microstromatales. The coding region runs from base 106 to 1959 and encodes 617 amino acids. Gene Ontology annotation, molecular function: amidophosphoribosyltransferase activity. The record is from RefSeq and is a predicted model, not a curated record. The transcript is spliced from 3 exons.